Molecule: messenger RNA, 18097 nt
Organism: Porites lobata
Lineage: Eukaryota; Metazoa; Cnidaria; Anthozoa; Scleractinia; Poritidae
Source: the annotation of a GenBank genome assembly
AUGGAAACGAUAAUACAGCUAAAAAGAAGAAGCAUAUUUAUCUUAGGUUGUUUUUUGGUUUACACCGUAACAGUUACGAGUCUUGGGCCACUGAAACCCACAGCGAUCGAUUAUGCCAUCUCGAGAAUUUCACAACGACAAAAAGAAGAAUUCGUGGACGAACAUAACAAAUAUCGCAGCUCAGUGGAUCCCCCAGCAGCUAACAUGGAAUAUAUGGUGAGAUAUUUACGCUUUAAACUUUCCAGAUUUAUCAGGUACGCCUGGUUUACAAUGAAUACCAAAAUCUCAAGUGCGUUACAAUGACUACUUUAAAGUGAAGUGCGAAUAACUCAAGUCAACUGCGCGCAAUACUUGUUCGGUUAUGUUGUACAGCUGAGCGUCCGUCAUUGGCCAGUAAUCUAAGUCCUGAAAUAAUUGUAGAAAAGAUUUGAAAACUAAACCUUUCUUAAGCUACCUCUCUUCAACCGGCCGCGAGCUGCUUUUGGCCAUCCCGACGAGAGUUCUCCCAUUGACGUCACCUCUAUUAAGUUGCGACCAGGCGCUUGAUACAGUUAGUUUGAAUUUAUUUUAAAAAUAUAAUGAAGGAAAAUGUAGUGCUAUAAGGUAAAGACUUAAUGCAACUCUCGCAGUGUGUUUGUGAUGUCUAUUCUCACUGGGAACCGUCACGCGCAAGCGCUCCCUGUGCCCUUGGGACCCGUGCAUUUAAAUUCCAGCGCAUCUGUGGAUCCGCGAAGAAACUCGUUGUGCAUAUAUUUGUGAGUUUAGUAUAAAUUGACCUGUUUUCAUACUGUUUAUUGCUCUUUUCUUUAAAACGGACACCAGACACCUAGUUUGUCGCCCCACCCACCUCCCCGUAGCGAUGGCACACUCUGGCGCUUUACCUCCCGCUCCUUCCAGCCUCCGGGCUCGCCUCUUCCCAUUCUCUUCCUUGGGGCGUUUGCGAGUGGGAGCUCCCGGUGGGAAAUUACCGUGAACGGAUGUUUCUGUUAAAGAUUAUGCUAAUUUAUGACGAACCUCUAUUGACUAUUUUCCAAUUCCCCAUAAUACACUCUGUCUGCCCCCAAAAUUUUACAUAACUUAUUGUCUUAAAAUGCUCUUGGGAAAAUGCAAUACUCUCAGGAGCAUUUAAAAACAAUGGUUUAUGCAAAAUUUGGGGAGCAAACAGAGUGUAUUAUGGGGAAUUGGAAAAUAGAGAAUUGAGCGGCAAUUGCGCGGCAAACCUGCAUUAAGCGGCCACAUGCCGAUACUCUUAGAAUGGCCUCUUUAUAGAGGUUCGACUGUACUGUCAGUCAAGUUACUUAGCUCUUAGGGUAUCGAUAGCAUUCUAUCUUGUAGUAUUAAAAAUGCAAGUUAUUUGUUUGUAUUAUAUUUUCGCCUUCUGCGUAGAGCUUGAUUGUAGAAUUUUGAUUUGUUAUCCUUUAUUUUCUUUUUGUUGUGCAUGGAAAUAAACUGAAGUAUUUACACUCAUUAAAUUAGUCCUUAACGUACACUAAGUAUCGAGCGUUUUUCAGUAAAACUGAAAGACGGAGCAAUUCAACACUUUCUGAGCGGGUGUGUUAGCGCUGUUGUAGUCAAUCAUCUUGAGGUUUCCUGCCAUGAACUAGUUAAACUCACAUAUUUACUUCUAACGGUAUGUAAACCUGAUAUUGCGAAGUCAAAUCAGUGACAUAGAAUGGAAAUCGUUCAAGGAAAAUGAAGAAAAACAAAGAGAUGGUUGAUAUGAUUACUAAACCUCGCUACUCAUGGAAUUAAGACCUGGGACUAAAGUGUGUUCGGAAAAUAUCAUUGAUUGGCAAUAUCGUCUGCUGGGACACCUACAACAGGAGGAAAUUGUGUCUCGUGAAUUCGUCUUGUGCCUUAAGUAAGUAUACUCAAGGCCGUCACGUGACAUAACACGUGAUCAAAGAUUAAAAACUUUGUAUGGUUAAAUAAAUUGGCGUUUCUGAUGGCGAUGUUUGGAAUGAACAUACGCGAAGAUGAAAAUUAUAGUUUUUUAAGACCAAGUUGUGGAAUGACCUUUUCUCUCAUAGUUUAAUUUUUUAUUGAAAAAAAAAAAAAUUAUAGACAGUCAUUCCAAACGAGAAAUGUAAGAAAUAUCUAAUAUGAAGAGAAGGUAAUGUUAUUAAUUGAUUUCUUCUCCAAACGUCAAUUAUUCAAGGUUCUCAGUAAAAAGACCACGCCACAUGUCAGGUGACGAACGUUAUACUUCAAAAUAUCCAAAAUACACCCAAUAAAUCGUUUUUCUUAUUAAAAACCCUUAGUCCCAGGCAUUACACUUCUUGAUUACCUGUCUCUUUGAAUUUCAUGUAGCAAUACUGUAGGGGUAUUGGCUGGCUUUUUCCUGCCUUAAUUUCUGAUAAUAUAAGGAUAUGAUAGACAGAUUUCUCAAACAGGCCACUUUUAGCUGAUUAACAGUUCUGUACUUUAAAACAGGUUUGGGAUGAUGAUCUAGGAAACUUGGCUCAAAUGUGGGCCAACAAAUGUACCUGGGAUCACGGAUUUUUAGAGUUUGGAGAUGUGUACCCUAAUGCUCCUUUUAAAGGACAAGUUGGUAUGUGAAAGAAUGGUGACAUUAGCACUAUGCGCUUUUUAAAUUAUAAUGUACCGAGGAGACUAAUGCAUUGAGGGCCAUACGCAGAUGUUACAGAACUAAUUUUCAGUUCACAUGCGACCCAACAAGCAUGAGGGGUAUUAAGACUUAACGAAAAUGGCGUUGAUCGUUAGAACCCUCUGUUAAAAAUUGGUUGAAGCAAAUUUUCCUUGCGGCGUGACCAAUCAGAAGCACUUCCCAGAUCUGAGUAGUGACACACCAUCAGUAUGAAACUUCUGCACUUGUUCUUAAGACUAGCGUCAUUUUGCGCUUCAACUUGUGUUGGCGUUGUGAAAUGUUUGUUUUCUCAGGCUAACUUUUUCUUUCCUUAGGACAAAAUCUCGCACGCGAGUGGGGCCGACUUCAUAUCCCCUCUAACAGGGUAAAACUCUGGUACACGGAGAGCAAGAAUUUUUCGUUCAGCAGGGUGUCAUCUUCCGAUGUCCGUAACCAGUGUUCAAAGCCUCCAUGCAAACGAUACACCCAAGUAAGUCCUCCGGCACCAAAAAUUGCAAAAGACAAAUUUAUUAUAAUUACUACUUCGGCGGAGCACGAAGUAAAGGAUUCACGCAGCUCAGGAAUUAAAAUAAGGUCCCGGAAUUAGUUCGAGAUACAGUAUCUUCGAGUUCUGUGCUUUAUUCUUUCACGCGAAGAAAUAAUCAUGAGCAGGAAAUAAUUAUUACUUUUGAGAGAAAUAAAAAAGGAAUAAUUAUUAUUUCUGGCUUGCUCAGGGUUUGAACCGGCUUACGUGUGACCCGUCAGAUCCGAUGAGGGAUUAGCCGAAUGCGCCACUGCGACGCAAAGAUUUGGUUAUUGCCCGCCCUUCGGUUUGUAGAUACUUAUCUUUGCCCCGUUAGAUCGAGGAGACGUGAUAAUAGUAGAAAAGUAAAAGAUGGUUGAUUCGGUUUGUAAUGUUUUUUUUUUUUUAAUUUGGGCGAGCAGCAAGUAAUAAUGUUUUGCUGCAGGACUCCGAACAGUCGGUGUGGGACGCAUUUUGCGCGCUCUAAAAUUAGAAAAAGGUAUGAAUUAGGCGCGCAAAUAAUACUGAGCUUGUUUUAAUAACGGUUUAAGAACGUUCUCUGUAAAGUAUUUCUGAAAUAAUAUUUUCUUGUUCAGAGCGCUGAGAAAAAAAAUACGAUACGAUCAAAAGUGAAACGGUUUUCUUGCUCAACCCGCAAAAUAUGCACUCCUGCGUUGUGUGCCGCAAUAAAUCUCACUUGUUAAUUUAUCAUGUCUGGUAGUAGUUACAUGUAAGAUAAGCAAACAGAAAACGUUUACGCCCCUAUGGUUUACUUGACAACGAGCGCCUCGUGGCGAAACUUUCCCCUCAGUACCCCAGUUAAAAUAGCAUCGCGUCAAGGCAUAAAAAACCUCUCUCCUCCCCCCUAAUAUUACAAAUUUGUCACGCCGAAGAUUAAACGAUCAUGCACAGACUGUUCGGUCUGUUUUCGGCAGCAACACCUAGGACAAAAGGGUAUUGUUUUGGUGAAUUGGACCCGGAACAAUAGACCAUUUCUUGAUACGUUAUUUUGGGCUUAUAGGAAACUGAUUGAAACGUCGUGCGCAAUUAAUAGUAUGACAGAAAUUAUUAUUGAAUAGGAUUACAGCCAUGGGGUCAUACACUUAGCAAACUUCUGGUGAAGGAGUUAAGACGUCUGUAACACAAAAGGAGAAACGUAAGGGCAUUUUUAUGGAAUGUAAUCCAUAAAAAUAUCAUUUCCCACUAUUCCUCCUCAUUCACAAUUAAUCCACAACCACGACGCCGAAUUAACGCCCCAUAGCAUCUUGUUGAAUGAGGUUUUUGUGAUAACGGGAAGAACCAAUGUGGAGGUAAUUGUUAAAACUUACCGAGACGUUAGGUACUUUCCCGAUUUCACGAAACUGAAUCUAAUACAUAACUGUUUUAUUAUACAAUGUUUUGAAGGACAUAGCGAAGAAACAGUAUAUCAUAGUUUAGUAAGUUAUCUGAUAGUAGAAAUGUGGUAUCUAGCUUAUCUGUAGAUUGCGAGGUUGCUCUGAUUCUCAAAAUUGACUGUACGCUGUCUUUACCAAUGAAAGGUAGAUAGUGAGUACAAUGUAUAAAAUAAGCUUUAUUUUGCUUUAAUAGCUAAACAUUUACUUUGAGACAUGCCACAAAGGACAUGCCACCGCCCAUUGGUAAUCGUCUCGUGCCACUUAUUUUACAAUCAAAUCGAGCAACAAGUUUUAACACAAGCAGCUACAAUAACAGCUUCUUAACAAAAAAAUACAGAUUAAAAUGUUAUAUUGGCAGGCGGAGUAAGGUAAGGGAUACAAUAUCUGGAAAGAAAAAAAAUAGUUUAAAGUUCUUGCCAAAACCUUUACAUAAUCUAAUAAGAUUGAGCCAGUUUUGUUCCUAACAUAGAGUGUUAUCAUUACUGUCCGAAUAACCAAACGUAUUCACUAGCUAAUUUUGAGUCGAUACCACUGACUUUUACUUGACGAUAAGCUUAUAUUGGAGAUACAAGACACAUUAAACUACAUUGACGUUUUACACUAAAAAUAACAAACAAUUCUAAAUGCGUGUAACAUAUUAAAGGAUAAAUACAAAUACUUUGAAAACAUAUGUUUGUCUAGAGAUUUGCAAUUGGUGAUUUCUCAUAACCCGAUUUAAAUUUUGUUCAAUUUCUUUGCUCAGAUAAAUAUAUUAAAUCCUCAAUUGAUGAAUGAAACCUAAUUGGUCCAGGGUUUGCUUCGGUCCCCCUCAAAUUGUGUGAUUCAGAUUCAUUACUAGACAUUGAUUCGUUACAUACCGAUUUGACAUGUUUUUCUGCGCUUGAUACAAGUUGCAUCAUUUGGCCUUCUGAUUGGCAAUUAAACUACCUGAGAGUCAUUUUUUUGUCACAGUGGUUGGUCAAGGCAAUGCAAUACCAGUAGUCAGCUAUUCAACCUGGGUGCAUCUUUUCCUAUCAAUAUACGAGCUUAGUUCCAAAGCUCCAAUGGGAUGGGUGUUGGAGGGACGGGGGGGAGGUGUGGUUGCUGGGGUAACAGCAUUUGGCUAGCAAGUCAGUGUGUUCAAAUCUUCUUCUUGCUUACACUCCUUUUUUAAAUUUUUUUUUUUUUACCGAACAAGGGGUAAAACAAAUUUGGAGGAAAAACUAGCACCAUGGAGUAGCUGGAAGAAAAUUAAUUAUAAUUGUAAAUUAAAGAGGGUAAUUAGCAUUUUGCAAGCGCCUUUAAUUCACCUUGGUAAAUACUGACAAAAAGGCCGUUAAAGGACAGUUAUACAUGUACAUGUUUAGUUAAGGUAAAAAAACCACUGCAAAAACCGUGUACGAACAAUCUUGCUCGAUGUCGGAUCCAAAAAGAUCGUGAUCAGUCAAAAUAGAUAAAAUUGAAAACGUUACAGUCAAGAAGACUUUUGCAGGGACUGAUCAAACAACGUGAAAUAGAGUUAAGUUGCGACAUUUCGACUGGCCAAUACCAGUCUUCAUCAGGUUUAUUGAGAUAUCACAAAUUUACAGAAAUAUAUAUGAAGUAAAAUAAUGAUCGGAAAUUACGCAAUAUGACUUGGUAUGGUGUGGCUACUUAAAAAGACAAGAUAACAAAAAAUAAAUGUUUAUGAUAAUAAAUAAAUAAACAAAUAAAUAAAGGAAACGUAAUUGGGGAUUUUAAGUAAUCAUUAAGAUAAUAACGAAGGCAUAUUACACUGAAGUCUCCAUUUGGUUAUCAUCUUUAGGUGGCUCAAACGCAUGCGUAGUUAAUGACAAAAGUCGGUCAUUAUUGUGUUUGGGGCGUGGAUAGCGCAUGCAUUUCAUGCGGCUCAUAAUCUCCUCGGGUUGAUGACGCAGUAGAACAAACUGACCCCAAGCAUUGUUAUUCACCUCAGCCUCGUUCCUACCCUCGUUCCUACUGGACAGGAGGGCGCGCACAAUCUCCACACCUGCUGCUUGAAAACUAGAAAACGAAGUAAAAGGACACUUGAUAAUUAUCAGAGCAUUUUUUCACUGAGUUAUUGAAUGUUUUCCUUGAAUAGAAAGCUUUCUGGUUGAAUCAGUAAAUAAAGAAUAAAGACUAAAAUGUGGAAGCUUGCAAUGAUUUGUGUCAUGUUCAUUUCAACUGCAUUGGUUAAAUUUUAUUUCCUUUUGUUUUGCGGUUAUUUAAAUGCACGAUUAUGAGCUUUAAAUAUAGUAAAUAACAAAAUUUGAGCCAAAGAACAAACUCGGAUCGGAAUCACAACACAAAGAAUAUUUCCUCUGGAAUCAAAGCAAAAAAGAGAGAGAUUUUGUAUUACUCACCGUUUGCUUAGAAGAAUGCAGAUUAAUGGAAGAUAGACGUAGCUGGCCUUGGCAAACAUCCCAGGAAUGAAAGUCUUUUCGCCUUCAAGCAUCUCUGAACCACCAAACACCGUUAACAGCGUGCAUACACAGUAGGGCAUCCAUCCCCCAAAGAAAGCAAUGAUACCGAUGGAUGUCAAAAUGACUGUUUUCUUUUCUUUCGGUAUGUUCCUCUUCACCAACGCAUCUACAUCCGGAUCUUGUCUCGAUGUCCGGUACAUCUUGGAAAAAUAGGCAAUGGAAAAUCCCAAAGGUAUGAGGAAUGCUGCAGAUACCAGCAGUGAUAAGUAGGAUCGUGCGGAGAUGCUGCUCUCUCUCCAGUUUGGGGCACAGAUGAUGCCACCAGAUUCGGGCUCAAAUGAGCCCCAUCCAAAAACUGGUGGGAGACCAACCGCAAUGGCGUAAAGCCAAACGGCCGUCAGCUUCUUUAUGAUACUGUCAUACUGCCAGCUAUCCCGAGGCCGCUCGUCUGGAGUCCCGGCUAGUGCCUCGUCACACAUGUUGAGGUAGACUGCACGGACUGCUAAGGCCAAAGUAACACCUGUAGUGAUCCACCAUACUCCGGUCAAGAACCCGCCAACCUUAAAAAAAAUAAAGGUUUUUUUUAGAAUUGUCACACUUUAUAACCCUAGUUCUGCAGUAUUGGGCCGGUAAUCCAGCAACAUGCACAUGAAGCCAUACACAGCCACAGCUGUUUCGUUCUUGUUAGCAUGAUAUUUCGCUUUCGCCGAGCGCUAAACCCUCGUGGUAUUCUUUCUCCGGUAAAACAAAACAAAACAAGUAAACAAACAAACCAACAAACAAAUAAACAACAAAAGAAAGAAAAAGACUGGAUUUUCUUGAUCUAUUGUGACUUGCCAUUAAUUUUUCCCAUAUUUUUAAUUGUCUAUAUUUUGUACGAUUCUAAAGUUAAAACCUGUCUAAUCUCGCUAUUUUUGCCAGACACCUAGUCAGUGACAAUGACAUGCGUUUUAAACGUUGGAAUUGUGCUGCUACUCAGUGCAAUAUGGCACGGAAUAGGAAGUCUAAGGACGCAGACGACGAAUCUUUUGAUAGUAAAGAAAGCCCAAGAAUAGGUUGCGUUCUCUCAACGUCAAAUGCCAAUAUCAAAAACACUUUCAAGCUGAUGGCUUGAAUAAGCAUUUUUUAAAAUAAAAAAAUUAUGGUUUCGUCCAAGGCAGAGAAAACGACGAAUGACAUAUAUUUUCUUCUGUAAAGAGUUAUGAAGUCUACCAGACCAGCAGUAAAAAUUAAAGGCCAAUUCAUUUGUUCCUUAAUUGUUUAGUCUAGUAGCCUCUUAGCUGUACAAAAGAAAUCUACUCGCAUGCUUGCUUGAGGCCUGCGGGGCAGGCGCGGAAAGGUUUGAAAAGAACGGAGGGGGGAAUUCGGUCAGGCGAGAGCUCAAGGGGCGCAGGAGGCAACUUACAGGGCCUUACCUUAUGUUACAUAUGACGUUGUUAUUUUCUCGAAAUCAUGGCAACCAAUUUUGCAAAAGGAUAGACGAACGCUACCAUGAGAGAAGAGGGCGAAAUUUGUUGGGGAGAGCUGGGUGGGAGGGGGAAUUAUUGCGACCUUCAUUCUACUCUUAGUAACAGGAUACGUGAUGUUAAAAUUUAAAAUACGGCGAUCAAAUGUUUUCAAAUUGUAUUUGUUCAUUUCCUAUAAAAGUUCUAUUUAAAAUUCCUGCCCAGCUAGGGCACGAAUUAAUUGAAGAAUUUCUUGAAGAUUUCGCACACUUUUUUUUAGUGACAUAAACGAGACAGGGUCAAACAAAACCUUCUCCAACGCGAAAACUCCCUCACUCUAUUUUUAAAAAAGCAAAUUCAAUCGUCUUCUUUUCAUGGAAAGUCAGUCUUUGCAAAACGUGGAGUCGGCCCUAUGUUAUAGAAAAUUCCAACAGUGAUCCCUAGCUUUCUGUCGACCAAACAAUAUUCCAAAAAGAACUUUAUCAGGACCGAGUAUCCAGUUUCGAUUUUUUACUGGUGUUGUGUUCGAAAGCAGCUGUCAUGAACCAUGAUACUAUAUAUCUUAGUUUGAAAAACUGAUGAUUAUUUUAUACCUGGCAAUAUGCGAUACCGACCAGCUGUUUCUGAAACCACGCUGACGCGACAAGGGGUGGCAGGUCAGCUACUAUGACCAUGAGAUUGCCAAGCACCACGCUAAGAAAAUACGGAGUCAGGUCGAAUUGUCGAAACGAGGGCCUCGUCAGCAUGAAGAGCGAGAGGGUUUGAAGAACGCAGCCCAUAACUGCUAACACGGCCAUACACGAGGCAAGAGUGGGGUAGACCGGCGCUAAUACAGUCGGAUAGUACAUUAGAUACACUCUGAUACUAUGUACUUGCUACUUCAAUUGUUGUUGAAAUAUUGUAAAGCGUCGAAAGGGGAGAUGUAGGCGAAAUAUCUUGUUUUGUUGUUGUUUGUCCUUUCAUUGCUCUGAUUAAAAGGCGGCCGCCUCCCUUUCAGUGACGUCAUAGGUUGUAUAAUUAACCAGGUUUGCGCACAAGAAAUACACUGGAAUAUAGUGAAAACAAUUAGAAAUAUACAAAUAAGUAAACUUCAAUGUGACCUUGUGUUUUUCGUUUUGAAAAGAUUUUUGCAGUUGAAUUAUUACUUUAAAAAUGAAUAAAAUUUUAGCACCAAGCAUAAAACUAACCUAUAAACUAGGAUAAUUCUUUCAUAGAAGAGUCCUCUUUGACGUAACUUACUAUUUUUUUUUCCAUUAGCUGCAUAGUAGUUCUAGCUUAUUGUUAAGUGAGUUGUUUCCGAAGUCAGUUCUUGACGCCAAGAAUGAUGAUAAUAAAACAAGAAAACAAGCCACCGUAAUAAAAAUUUCUAAAAGACCUUAAUUACAUAAAAUGAUAUCAUUAUCAAGUGAUACCAUUUUCAGAUCGAUGUUGGUGUUUUGACUUUGAUUUUGUAAUUUUUUUUAAUCAAAAUAAUUUAUUGAUUCAUUACACCUGUCUGUUGGAAAACUUAAAAUUAGCCGCAAAGUCAGUUUCGCAAGGGAACUGGAUUGAAGAUACUGUAAAAAGUUUCGAGGCAAAAUUACUUACUUUCAGGCAAUAACCAUACAAAUCAUAAUAUGUCGGUUGAAAUUAUUUAUAUAGCUUUCAGUUUGGUCAUGACUGCGAAAACGUUCAAGUUAUUGCUAAUCGCGAAUGACACUUAAGCUUGAUCAUUCCUGCAGUUCAGUUUCAAGGUACACGCACUGAUCACGGUGUGAGUGUCUUACUAACUCAGUGAGCUUUUACCCAUAUCACUUAAAGUUUAUGUCCGAUCGGAAAACCCGUUUGAGCUGGGUUGUAAAGCAAUAGUAAGAACCAAUUUCUUUCUACAGCUUGUAUGGGCCUCGACCAAAUAUGUGGGGUGUGGCUUUUCAUUCUGUGACAAGACAUUUGGUAAGCCUCACCCAUGGGUCAAAGGAGAAACUGAAGUGGUCUGCAACUAUGCUCCUGGGUAAGUAAGGUGAUUGUUAUCACAUAGUCGAUCCCCCGAAUGCCCUGACUAUGCGCUUUUGUUAGAGACUUUUAUUGCCCUCCUGUGCAUUGCCAUAUACAUGUGUUGGGAUCUACUUCAACAUCAGAAAAAUCUUUUAUAGAACUAUGAAUUUGAGUUACGAGUUAUCGUCUUCGUAUAUAGCCCAGGAAAUGGUCUAAAAAAUUCAGUACAACUUGUCUUUUAUUUUAGUUGUCCCCCAGCAUUUUUUAGCUCUCCGAACAAACUAUGCUUCGUAACCAUAUACUUUGAAAUCAAUAACUGACCCACAUUCUCAAUAAUUAAAAAUUCGGUUCGCCGAAAAAACAAAACAAAACAAAACAAACAAAAAUUAGCCUGUGCAGUGGAAUUCCGUUCUACGUACUUCUUGUUUGUACGGCCACUUAAAUUUGUGCUUGAUGACAUUCCUAAUUUUUUUUUAACCCAGUUAAAACGCGGUCAUUCUUAGUGGUCUAUGGCGACAUUGUGAAAUCCAACGUAUACCGACAAGCAUUAUUAUCCUCGUUAAAAGCCCACUUAAACCAAAAACGCAGUGUAUAAUAAUGGACAGAUAAUCAACAACCAAAAAUAAUCUUGAGUAACAAGGAUGGUUUAAUUUGUUUCUUGACUGAAAUUAACUGUGUACUGUCAUAUUCUUCAUUAUGAUUUCUACAGUAAUACAGUUAAUUUUCUUGGGUGUCCACUUAUGUGGGGUCCGCUUAAUAAUCUGCAAAUUGCUAACUUCUGGAUUGACUUUUUAAGAGGUAACGUAAUUGAUCACUUUCCUUAUGAAGUUGGAAAGCCAUGUUCCAAAUGUGCUUCAGGAAACGGAUUCUGCUACAAAAAUCUCUGCAGUAAGUAUAUAGCUUUUAUGAGCUUUUGAUCUAAGGCAUAAAUCUUUGUUGCAUUUACCAACCAACGACCUUCCAUCCAUGAUUAAAAACCUGAAACGUUUCUUCCCAUCGGCUGAAUUCCAAAAAAUAGUUUUCCAGGUUUGUUAUUUUUAGUAAUAUUCCUGUUGCCGUUGAAAUUUUUUCUGUCGUUUAUUGCUACGGAUGGCAAGGAUAGACAUGGAUUGAAAUGUCAAAAAAUUGGGUCAACAAUUUCAACCUUGAAUCUAUGCCUGCAAAAUCACCAAAAGGAUAGUAAUGGUUGGAUGAUGAAAUUUGAAAUAUUAGUUCUUAAAAAUUGUUUUCUAGGAACUAAACCACUCGUAGAUUUCAACCUUGAAUCUAUGGCGUAUUUUCCGUAUGUCACCUUUGUGAGUGUCAAAAUCGUUCAAUGAGGUCUCGAUUCCCGCCUUUUGCUUUUGUUGAAAAUAUAUAUUACGUUGUAAUGAAUUUAGUGUUCGAGUGGCAAGAACAAUAUCUGAUGCGAAGCGAAAUUUGUUCUUGCCACUGAACACAAAUUCAUAUCUUCAUAUUAGUUCAUAUCCUAUAUAUCCGUGUCAUAAUUCUACUACGGGAGCAUUUUUUUAAAGUAAGUAAAGGUAGUCUAUGUUAGUAAAUAAACGCUGGGGAACGUGUUUGCUCUCCUAGGGGACUGUAAUGAUUUUGACCCAGAAUGUGGCAAGUCUCUGACAAGGGAAAUGUGUUCUGCGUUUAAGGAGGCGAUGGCCAAGAGAUGCCCAAAAAUGUGCAACUUGUGUGGUAAGUGUAAAAAAAACCAACAACAACAAAACAAUUAAGGCAUCAAGUCAAAGCAAUUCAAUACUAUAAAAUCGUAAGGAAAAUGUCUUUUGUAAUUGACCACUCCAGAAAAUACCAUAACAUACCAUAAUACUCUUUGUUUGUCAUCCCAAAAUUUUGCAUAAGCAUUGUCUUCAGUUUCUCUUGGGAGUUGAAAAGGCCCCAAGAGAAACUGAAGACAAUGCUUAUGCAAAAUUUUGGGAUGACAAACAAAGAGUAUUAUGGUAUGUUAUGGUAUUUUCUGGAGUGGUCAAUUUAAUUCGAUUGUAGUCGAUCCCCUUCACAGUUCCUUUCAUCCCGUUCUGUUGACUUUUUUUCUCGUUCUCCUUUCUUUCCGCUGUCCCCACUAUUUGAACGUGCGGAACAGGCUAAUUAAAAUAUUGGGGCAAAGCUGUGAUUUUAGCUCGCGCGCACGAAGCGUCUGUUAGCGGAGCCUCAUACCAAAGAAAACUGUGCUAUCCAUCCGAGAAAUUUUGGUAAUCACGUAGACCGUACGUCCUUCCGUACGUCCUCACCACAGGGCAACCAAUGUGAAAUGUCAAACUCUCUAGCUGUGUGGGAGCCUGUAACCUGUGUUUAACUUGAUAAUAGACAUCGAUAUUAUGGUCAAUUGACAGCUGUCGAAACAGGGUAUCCGCUGACCAGAGCCACCUGACCGUAUCGUGGACUCAGGUGCAAUCUCAUCGAGGUCAGGUGUUGUUUUUGAAGUUUUCCGCUUACCAGCUGUUAACUUUUAAUUGAUCGCGGGCUCUAGUUUAUGUUUUUCAGUCCAGUAUGGUUCUCCACUAAAGUUAAGUACAGAUUUGUGGAUUUCUUUGCAAUGGUUUCAAGUCCAUCGUCUGAAGUAAAUCAAAAAUGCGUAAACAGGAGCUCCACUUUUAGCUCUGGCUAAAUCUAUAGAUUAUUGGAAUUUUGAAGAUCGUCAGGAUCGAGCACUUACCGGUAAGGAAGGCCAUCUUGGUUUUAUAUGUACCGAGAGGGCGGGCGUCGGGGUUUAAAGCGAAGGUCCCCCUGGAAUGAUUUUUUAAAAUUGUAUUGGGAUAUUCAUUUUCUGGAAGUGUGAUUUGAAGAAAUUCUUAUCAAGCAAAACCCACGGUCCUAAACCAAUACGUUACUGUUUAGAAUGUCCCCUGCAAUGUCAAAAUGGUGGUAAACUCAAUCGACUAACGUGUACAUGUGAAUGCUUGUCUGGUUGGAUUGGAUUGGACUGUUCAGGUUAGUGACGUCCGCAGUUCCAUUUCUCCACUAUUAAUCAUAUUUGUAUAAUAUCAAGAUCUAUAUCUUUGGGCGCCUCAAAAUAAUCUAGUAUAAUGGCUGUGUUUUGGAUUUAAGAGUUUUUGCUACACAAACAGUUACGUAGCUUUUUAACUCUUCUGUUACAUGAUAUUUAUUAAAAUCAAGUAUAUUUUAGUGACACAGUGCCAUGGUACACGUGUACUUUGAUUCUGGAAGAACGACUGUAAUAUUUGCUACGACGGAUGAAACCCCCUCUCCGAAACGUUUCGUCUGAAACUGAACUUAGCAAUUUUAGCCAACCCUUUUUAAACGUCUCAGUGACCUCAACACUGAAAGUGCUUCAUGUCAUCUGCAAUUAUUUACUUCUAAGAACUAUACUUGACCAUUUAUGGCUCUUGACUUGACCAAGUUAAGGGUGCUUGUAAAUUUGUGAUAAAAAAAUAUUUUAUUUCACAGAAAAAAAAAACAAAGGCGGCAAAUUUAAUGUACAUUUUUCCCAAGGACGCAGAAUUUCAUGUUGGUAUUCUGCCUUAAUGCUUCGCGGUAAUUGUUCAUAAGGGAGAAGAACUGGAAGGAGAAAUUAUUGGCCCAGUUCGGGUUCCUAUAGGCCUACCAAGGAGUUAAAGACUUUAUUUUAUGUGAUCUCUUACCGGGUUUAUAUCACUAACUUUGAACCACUUAAAAUUCUUGUUAUAUAUAGUUCAAUGCGUUGACAAGGCUGGCCAGGAGGUGUGUCACUUGAGAAUUAGUAAUGGACACCAGUGCCGUGCACCAUACAUGAAACACGAGUGUGCCACCACAUGCAGAGUGUGCGGUAGGUUAGAGGCCUCUUAAGAAAAUUGAGCAUGUUGAAAACUGUUUUCUUAAUUAAUAUUCAAUAAAUCAGUUUAUUCUCAAGAAGAUCAUUGAGUUGCUAAUUGAAGCCUGGUCUUAAUUUAUUUAACUCACUUACCAGAUCUUGCCAUGGGUAAAUUAUUUAUUCCUGAUUAUUUCCUGAUUUUCUAAAAGGAAACACACCGGCGACCAAUCCCGUAUUCGGCUUUAACAACGCGACUUCAAAACCACCAGUAUUUCAACAAUUGUCGCCGACACUGGCUGAUCUUCCAAACAGGCUGCCAAACCAUGGAGAACUUCAAACGUCAGCAAUCCCGUCCUCUGAUUUACCUUUUAUGCAGUCUGUGAGUCACUCUGAAAAGAUUUCCAAUAAAACGUCAAGCUUUCCACCUAACUCGCCAUCUUCGAGUCCCUUCAAUGUGAAGUCUGUAGAGGCAGAGCAGGCAAAGGAGACUUUUAAGUACAUGUCGUCCAAGAUAAAAUCCUCUGGGAAGGAGCAGGUUGUAAGUAAGUUGGGAAGAAAGUAAAGACUGCAAACAUUAAUUAAAACAAGGAAAAAGUCCCCGGAAAACUAUCGCCAGGCAUUUUAUGAUCAUGUCAAAUGAGCACAUGGAAUUCUUCCAGAUUUCCAAUGUGAUCUAAUACUUAACAAAGCCGCGUUUUCUUAUCAUCUAUCAAAUGUCUCGUAAUGAAUUCCUGCCCUUUAAUUGCUCUCUUUGCCACUCUUUUGAUCUGAUUUUAAUUUGUGUUAAAUUUCAAGCGCGUUGGCGUUUAUCCACUCUAUGAAAUACUUCGACAAAAAUAUAAUAAUAAUAAUAAUCAGAUAAUAUUAUUAAUUUUUCAGAGUGCAAAGACGAUGAUCCAAAAUGCAGAAUGUGGUCAGUUCUCGGGAUAUGUAAAAAGAAGACGCCGACAUGGCUAAAAAAGCACUGCAGCUGUGGAAUGUGCAACCAAUCGCAAGUUGAUAACAGGAUGGGUAAGUUUAUAUCAGGAAAAUUCGCAGCUGUUGUUUUUGCUUGCUAUUUCUGGCCGAUUUUUUUCUGAGUUAAUUUGAAUCAUACGUUUAAACGCUUAUACAAUUACAAGUGUACAAUUAAACUCCAAGGGCCAAAUUUUUAAACGUGGCAUUCUUCUGAUUGGUCGUGCCGCGUGGGAAAUUUGAUUCAACCAAUCAGAAGCACCAUCCAGAUUUGGGUAGUGAUGCGUCAUCAGUAUGGAAUUUCAGUGCUUGUUUCUCAGACGUCAUUUGGCAGGAAAACCAGUGGUAGCGUCGCCAAAUGUUGGUUUUUUUCUAAGGCUACGUGUACGCCCCAGGGUUAACUUCUCAACUUCGGUCAAGAUUGCGGUCUUGAGCAAAUUUACCUCAACUCCAAAGAGCUAUUAAAACGCCAAAUAACAGCAACGACAAAAUAUAAAAGAAGCACUAGCCACAGCUAGCAAUGCUAUUGAAGGCGUGACAGUGCUUGCAAAAUAAGAAAUUAAGAUUAAGGCUAGCUGACGAAAGUUUACAGUUUACAAACAAAUGAAAGAAAAAUCGUUGGUUGACUGACUAGAUACUCACCAUAGAGAGUAAAGAAUAAAACAAACAACAAUUUACAAGAGUAAAAAGGAGUAAGCAAGAAUAUAUUUUUCCACAUUUUUAAAGCUAUUUACACUAACAAAACUCACGUUUUUUUUUUUUAAUUUUAGAAUUAUGCAUGGAUAACAACGUCAAAUGUCCAUUUUGGGCUUCGAAUGGUGAAUGUAGUAGAGACCGAGUGUGGAUGUUGACAAACUGUAGGAGAAGCUGUAAUCAGUGUGGAGGUAGGAAAUGGAAUCAGCCCUGUAUCACUUAGCUCUUAUCCUCAUCGUUACCUCUUUCUUUCUACACUAAGGCCCUAUUCAAAUCUCGUAUUUCAAAUGUGCCGAGUACUAGUAUUAGUGUUUUCGUCGGCUUUGGCUUGAAUGGCGCACAAGGCACCUAUUGCUAUUAAAAAAAGUUUCUUCUUUUAGUUUGCAAGGACGCUUGGCCUGAUUGUGCCGAGGUGGCUUUACAAGACAGCUGCACUGUGGGCAACUCGACACAGUUCAUGUUAACACACUGUCGUCAAAGUUGUGGUUUGUGCCAAGGUAAGGUGAAUCAAACAGACAGUAGUUUUUUAGUGUUUGUUUAACAAAUAGGCGGAUUCCAUCACAGUUGACCUCAACGCGUCGAAUCAAUCAACUGGAUCAGACCAAAAACGAGUUUUAGUCGAACGAGGCUAAAUAUACGUUAUACAUAUUUUUAAUUUCCCUUACUAGUUUAGUUUGUCGCAUGUGAAGAUCGACGUUUGUUCCGGAGACGAUCCUUACGAUCGUCAGACGUUCUCUCCGUCUGAAGCACACGGACAGAACGUGUUGGACGAUCCAAACACAUUCAGAUGAACUUAACUGAGCCAGACGUCGAACUCUUCACGAAAUGUAAAUCUCUAAGCUUGGUUGGUCUCAUGAAAAGCCUGGGCCUCAAGUUGGUCUGAAUGAGUUUGGAUCUUCUGAAGAUCGUCCCCGGGACAAACGUUGAUCUUGACAUGCGACGAACUAAAGCUGUAAUAAAUUAAAAUUUUGUAUGAUAAUGUAAUACAUAUUUAUGCUUGUUCGGGAGAAAAUGAUUCUAUUACUGAUCUGAUUCAGUUGAUUGGUUGGACGAGUCCUAAGUUCGACGUGCGACCCAACAGACGAUCUUAACUUAUGUAGGUUGACCCAAAUUAAAGUCUGGUUCGAUGUUUGUCUCAUGAAAUUAAAAGAGGCCUUAGUGGUUUGAUUUAAGAAAAUAAGAGCUUUUUCAGUCUACGAUAUAUAAAGUAAGGUAAACCCGCACAGAAGCCAAAGGCCCACACGGCCGGAGCUUACACCGGUUUCCGUAGCAUGAAGCAUGCCUAGGAGUAUUGCUACUCCCCCCUGCAGUAUGUCGCCGUUACCCAUUUUUACACCUGGGUGAGGAGGAGCAAAGUGGAGUAAAGUUCCUUGUCUAAGGAAACAACGCAACGGGCGAGGCUUGAGCGCCCGACCUCCGGCCACAUCCAGAGUUCGAGGUGUUAGCCGCUGGGCCACACACGCCUCCAGUCUACACUAUAUGCUUUAUUGAAAUUGUUCACGAUAAAUAAUGUUACGAUAAAAGCGUUGGACAAACUGAAAAUGGCUUGGAGCGCGGUUUUGUGGAACACGGGCUAAACUCCGUUUAAAUAACUGGCCAUAAAAGUUUACAUAAGGUUUUUUCGUUUACAUUUUGCUAUUAGCGUAUGACAUCUAUGACCAUUGUCCAGCAUGGGCGGCGCAAGGUAAUUGCAAGAACUCAAACUGGACGUGGAUGAGAGACAAUUGCCCACUGAGCUGCGGAAUACCACGUGAGUCCCUUUGCUAUACUAGUAGAUUCAUUCUUCCUUUGUAACUAGGUGGUAUUUUCGUAGGAUCCUGCUCGUGUGCUCAGACGAGAGAUAAAACUCAAAAUUUGCACGAUGGCAUCAUUUUAUAGACAAUCCCAGCGAGGUUUAAAUGGCAAAACUCCUAAUUUGCACAAGAAAGCAAAACCCUGAAGGAUUCUGGUCGAAGUAGUGACGUCAUCGUACAAAUGGCCUAUUAUAAUCUUAUCUAUCUGAAAUCGUGCAUUUGAACUACGCAUGUUCGUUGUAAAUCUGAGUUUUAACGACCUGUUUCUUAAAUUGAGCUUCACUUUUGGAUUUGUCUGUGAUUGCUUGACGCAAUGCUUGAUACCGUAAUUAAUAAAUUAAUUAACUGAUCUAAUAUAUUUGCACACAGUUACUGAAGUUCAGUACUGCUGGGACAAGAAAGAUGGAAACUAUCCAAUACCUGGGAUUUGUACAGGUUAUGUGUUAUGUUCAGGACGACUUACCCGUCACGUGGUAUGUCCAGCUGGAACACUCUUCAAUGCAGUUAAGAUGAUCUGUGAACUGCCACAGAACAUCGCCUGCUUGUCUGACAGACCGAUGAGGGGAAAAAGAUCC